This is a messenger RNA of Porites evermanni, 423 nucleotides long. Lineage: Eukaryota; Metazoa; Cnidaria; Anthozoa; Scleractinia; Poritidae. The record is from the annotation of a GenBank genome assembly.
AGAUUGCAAAGGGUUCGUCAACGCCAAGAAUACAGAAAUUCGGGAGAUGCACCACAUCCUCAGGAUGCUGACUCUAGUAGAGUUGCUUUGUUUAACGAUUAUGCAGUAGUGGACAGACGAAACAAAACAUAUGUGAUCGGUAGCCUUGUCCGUCUUGUUCGUGUUGGAGACCAUGGCCGUCAAGAGUAUAAAAGACCUGUGGCAUACAAUGACCCGAAGAAAGAAAGUAUUAAGUGUUUCUUCCAAGCUUACAAUAAGAUUGGACAGAAUUCUUUCGAGGUUUCUACGGCCAAGGUUGUUGAAUUCCCAUUCACCGAUAUCCUGACGCAUGUUAACCUGGCGGUCUCCGAUGCAGGCAAUACCCUCGUUAUCCCUGAGGAGGAGCACAGGGAAGUCCAGCAAAGCGUGGAGAAAGUGUUUGAG